UCCCGAAGAGAUUUGCAACGUCAGCCCGAAGCGCCCUUUGGCGUCAAGCUGAUAACUAAUACAUACCCCCUCUACCCCCUCCUCCGUGGAAACAUACCACGAGAAGAUAUGUCAGGUUACCCAGGAUCUGGAUACAACGGAGGAUACGGAGGUCCACCUCCUCAGCAGUACCCACCCCAGCCAAACUACUACCCUCCUCAGCAAAACUACGGACCUCCUCCUCCCCAGCAAGGAGGCUAUGGCUACCAGCAACCUCCGCCGCCUCAACAGCCUUAUGGCUACUCCCAACCUCCCCCACAGCAGUAUGGCGGCUACAAUGGUGUUCCGCCAAAUGCCCCACAAUAUGGUAGACCUCCACCAAUGCCUUCGGUGCACUCGAACGGUUAUGUGAACGGCAACCAUCAGGCCCCGCCUCCCCCUCCAUCCGGCAUGCAAAACUUCGGCCAGGGUGCACCACAAGGCUAUGCUUUCCAGUAUUCGGCGUGUACUGGAAAACGGAAGGCCCUGUUGAUUGGGAUCAACUAUUUUGGACAAAGAGGGCAAUUGCGAGGAUGUAUCAAUGAUGUGAAGAACAUGUCGGCGUUUUUGCACGAGAAUUUCGGUUACCAAAGAGACGAUAUGGUUCUCCUUACAGAUGACCAGCAGAACCCAAUGAGUCAACCUACGAAGCAGAACAUAUUAAGGGCAAUGCACUGGCUGGUGAAGGACGCUCGUCCCAAUGACUCUCUGUUCUUUCAUUAUUCAGGUCACGGCGGCCAAACCAAAGACCUCGAUGGCGACGAGGAGGAUGGAUAUGAUGAGGUUAUCUACCCUGUAGACUUCAGACAGGUGGGACACAUUGUCGAUGAUGAAAUGCAUAGAAUCAUGGUAACACAACUGCAACCCGGUGUGCGACUGACUGCAAUCUUCGACUCCUGCCAUUCCGGAACUGCUCUGGAUCUGCCGUACAUCUACUCCACCCAAGGUGUUCUCAAGGAACCCAACUUGGCAAAGGAAGCUGGACAAGGUCUCCUUGGCGCCAUCUCAUCAUACAGUCAAGGUGAUCUUGGUGGUGUGGCCAGCAACUUGAUGGGUUUCUUCAAGAAAGCCACAACUGGCGAUGACGCGUACAACAAGACUCUUGCAACCAAGACAUCGCCGGCCGAUGUCAUAAUGUGGUCAGGAAGCAAGGAUGACCAGACUUCUGCCGACGCAACUAUUGCCGCACAGGCUACCGGUGCCAUGUCUUGGGCCUUCAUCACCGCUAUGAAGAAGAACCCUCAGCAGAGCUACGUCCAGCUGUUGAACAGCAUCCGUGACGAGCUCGCUACCAAAUACACCCAGAAGCCGCAACUCUCUUCCAGUCAUCCAUUGAACACCAAUCUACUUUUCGUCAUGUAA
Lachnellula hyalina is the source of this 1380-nucleotide messenger RNA. It is a transcript of the gene casA, whose product is annotated as Metacaspase-1. The annotation marks the transcript as partial. The record is from RefSeq and is a predicted model, not a curated record. The transcript is spliced from 6 exons. Gene Ontology annotation, biological process: proteolysis. Gene Ontology annotation, molecular function: cysteine-type endopeptidase activity. NCBI's taxonomy places the organism in Eukaryota, Fungi, Ascomycota, Leotiomycetes, Helotiales, Lachnaceae.